This is a messenger RNA of Vicia faba (fava bean), 948 nucleotides long. NCBI's taxonomy places the organism in Eukaryota, Viridiplantae, Streptophyta, Magnoliopsida, Fabales, Fabaceae. The record is from the annotation of a GenBank genome assembly.
AUGAUACUACUCAACUCCGAAAAUCAAGGCGAAGAGCUUCUCGCCGACGCUCACGUCUUACCAGCUUCAAUUUCAUUCCUAGGAACAAGAUAUGGCAACAUUGCACCAAUCAUGGCAGCAUUUUCUUCUAGAGGACCGAGUAUCGUAGGACUGGAUGUCAUCAAACCAGACAUAACUGCACCUGGUGUUAACAUCUUAGCUUCAUGGCCAACAAAAACAAGUCCAAGCAUGAUCAAAUCAGACAAAAGAAGAGUCUUAUUCAACAUAAUUUCAGGUACUUCAAUGUCUUGUCCUCACGUUAGCGGCAUCGCAGCAUUGAUUAAAUCAGUUCAUAAAGACUGGUCACCUGCAAUGAUCAAGUCAUCUCUUAUGACAACAGCUUACACAUUGAACAACAAAAAUCUCCCCAUUUCCGAUCUUGCUUCAAAUAACAACUCAUCUUCUGCUAACCCUUUUGCAUUUGGUUCAGGACAUGUUAAUCCCGAAAGUGCCUCUGAUCCUGGAUUAGUCUAUGAUAUGAACACCAAUGACUAUUUGAAUUACUUUUGCAGCCUUAACUUUACAUCUUCAGAGAUUGCUAUAUUGACAAAAACUAACUUCACAUGCUCUCAAAAACAUGUUGUUCAAGUCGGUGACAUGAAUUAUCCUUCAUUUUCUGUUUUGUUUAGCAGAACAGUGCAGAAUGUGACAUAUAAAAGAGUUGUUACAAAUGUUGGAAAAUCAGAAAGUGGUUAUUAUGAAGCUAAAGUUGAAGACCCUAAUGGAGUUGUUGUUAAUGUUGAACCAAGGAAAUUGAAGUUUGAAAAAUUGGGACAGAAAUUAAGCUAUAAAGUUACAUUUUUAGCAGUUGGAAAAACAAGAGUUGUUGGUAGUUCAUCAUUUGGAUCACUCAUUUGGGUUUCUGGUAAAUAUAAAGUUAGAAGUCCUAUUGCAGUAACAUGGCAAUAG